This is a messenger RNA of Saccostrea echinata, 3558 nucleotides long. RefSeq names its product cAMP-specific 3',5'-cyclic phosphodiesterase 4C-like. Gene Ontology annotation, cellular component: nucleus; perinuclear region of cytoplasm; cytosol. Gene Ontology annotation, biological process: signal transduction. The record is from RefSeq and is a predicted model, not a curated record. Lineage: Eukaryota; Metazoa; Mollusca; Bivalvia; Ostreida; Ostreidae. The coding region runs from base 675 to 2384 and encodes 569 amino acids. Gene Ontology annotation, molecular function: 3',5'-cyclic-AMP phosphodiesterase activity. The transcript has 13 exons.
AUAAUCCCCAUACAAAACACAUUUACAGAAGUGAAAAUUGAAUGAGAAUUGCGCAUUAUUGGCACGAGUUAUCGCCUUGUUUACAUAUUUUGUUGAUCAGGUGAAGCUGUAGUUGAAGGAGACGGUUUAAUUUUAGACAGCAUGGAGUCAGUGGCAAUGACUAGCCCUUUAAGUGGUGUGUAUUUUUGGAAGCACCCUGUACAGAUUUAACACACAAGGGUAGUUUGUAUUGACAAUAUGCACUGGAGUGUUUCAGCUUUGUUUAGCAAUGUAAAAAAAUAAUCAGCCUGCUCUGACAAGGUUUGCUCUAGUUUUCUGUGAGAUAUAAUGUUUAUUUUUGGAGUGGGAGUUUAGGAUAUAUAUAAAUCACCUGUAAUUAACAGGUGAGAGGAAUGUAACACCUGGAGAAAUCCUAGUGACUGAAGCGACAGAUUUGACCUGUCACCGUGUUAGCGAAGGGCGGUCCCGAGCCCUAUGUCACGGGGGUAUAGAGUUGAUAUAUAUUCUCUGUAAAGACGUUUAAUGUGAGUGAGAUAGUUCAGUACCUGAGACCAGCAGUACGUAGGUAUGAUCUACCUGACACAGCACACCUGGGCAGUAAUGCUCAGGUAGGCUGAGGUGUUCCAUUUGAGCUCAGCAUCCAAAUCUCAGAGGAAUAAUUGGAAAAUUAAAUCAUGGCCUCGGAACCAAUUCACAGAGUACUUAGUACCAGUGCGCUUCGUAUUCCAAAACAAAGGAACUCAUUCUGGAGAAGACAUGCGGAUGAUUUGAUUGUGACACCGUUUGCCCAGAUUCUGGCGAGCCUGAGGAGUGUACGCAAUAACUAUGUAAUGCUGACCAACACAUCCAGAGAACGAUCUGGCACAGGAGGGAAAUCAAACCCAGUUCCUCAGACUUCUCACUCAAGUACAGCUACCUUAAAAACAGAUGAAAGCUACUCCCAGCUUGCCAUGGAAACUUUGGAGGAACUUGAUUGGUGCUUAGACCAGCUAGAGACCAUGCAGACUCAUCGGUCCGUCAGUGAUAUGGCCUCCAGCAAGUUCAAACGAAUGUUAAACAGAGAACUGAGCUCAUUCCGAGAGUCGAGUAAAUCAGGGAAUCAGAUUGCCGAGUUUAUCUGUAACACAUAUCUAGAUAAGCAACAAGAUUUGGACAUACCUCUUGUUAACACAGAGCAAAAUAAUAAAACUGCUGAGAAAUCGUCACCCAUGACUAAAAUCACAGGGGUUCGUAAACUGAAACACACCAACAGUUAUACCACAGUGCCAAAAUACGGGGUGGAAACCAGUCAAUCCGAGGAACUAGGAAAGCACUUGGCAGACAUUAACAAAUGGGGAAUGGAUGUGAUAAAAGUAGCAGAGUUUUCCAAUAACAGAUCGUUAACCUGUAUUACCUAUACAAUAUUACAGGAGCGAAACUUGCUGAAGACGUUUAAUAUUCCCGCACAAACACUGCUGACGUACCUAACUCAUCUGGAGGAUCAUUAUCACCGCGACAACCCGUACCACAAUGCUGAGCACGCAGCAGACGUCACACAGUCUACACAUGUACUACUUAACGCUCAGGCGCUUGAGAAUGUCUUCACUGAUCUCGAGAUACUAGCAGCAAUAUUUGCCUGUGCCAUUCAUGAUGUGGACCAUCCAGGGCUAACAAAUCAGUAUCUCAUAAAUACAGGUUCCGAGCUGGCGUUGAUGUAUAAUGAUGAGUCAGUCCUAGAGAAUCAUCACCUAGCUGUGGCAUUCAAGCUUCUGCAAGAGGAAAACUGUGAUAUUUUUGUGAAUCUCUCCAAAAAACAGCGUCAGACACUCCGCAAGAUGACCAUUGAUAUGGUCCUGGCUACAGAUAUGUCUAAACAUAUGAGUUUACUGGCUGACCUGAAAACUAUGGUAGAAAGCAAGAAAGUGGCGGGCUCAGGGGUAUUAUUACUGGACAACUAUACAGACCGCAUCCAGGUUCUACAGAACAUGGUCCACUGUUCAGACCUAGGGAACCCCACUAAACCUCUGGAGAUCUACCAGAAGUGGGUCACGAGGCUUAUGAAGGAAUUCUUCCACCAGGGUGACAUGGAGCGUGAGAGGAACCUAGACAUCAGCCCCAUGUGUGACCGCCAUACCGCCACCAUCGAAAAAACCCAGGUGGGCUUUAUCGACUACAUUGUCCACCCGCUUUGGGAGACUUGGGCUGAUUUAGUGUAUCCUGAUGCUCAACACAUCUUAGACACACUCGAGUAUAACCGAGACUGGUACCAAAGUCAGAUUUCAAUCUCGCCUUCCCCAAGCUUUUCUCAUACCCCCACAGAAAACUCACACUUUAACUUUAUUGAGGAGGAGGAAGGCGAGGGGAAUGGGCUUGUCACCAUCAAUGUGGGCGUGGACUCUGGAUAACGCUUGGAGGAAGGACCAUCACGGGCCAGAGAGAAGGCCCAUAAUAAAAUGCCCUGCUUCUGUACAUCUGGACACAGUGCUACAGAACUGGCAGUCAUUUAUGGAGGACAACACAUUUUUCAUACCAUUUAGCGGUGUUGCCAUGGACAACAGUAACCUGCUGUCAAGAUGUGUUGGUCAUUGUCAUAGCAACGACUUGUGAGGGUCACAGAACAGUGUCUCCAUGGUGAUAUCAAGUAGAACACAGCAGCUAUUCCCUGUUAGUGACCAGUCAUGACCCCAUUUUUGAGUUGCUCAGACAUUUAGAUAUUCAUUCCAGACAUACCUCAAUCUGUAGCCUUGCUACAAACUGCUCUCCCAAGAACUGUGCCAUAAAAAAAACACACGUGAAGACAUGACUCAACAUUGAGAUGCUUGUUAGCGAAGACUGGACAUAGAAUAAAACAUUUGUGAGACUUUGUGCCCUGGAGUUUCUCAGGAUGAUGUGUGUAACAUGUCAGUAUGUCUGUAAGAAACACUCUCCCAAGCAAGAGAAUGUCUUCACACGGUGGCAUCGUGAGACAAACACUGAGUGGUCUCCCUUUUUUGAUAUUUAUUUUUUUGCUGAUAGUCGACACAAUCAAUUUAUUUAUUUAUAGGUUACCUCUCAUAUAUAGUCAUUCUAGUCAGCCAUGUUCAUAAAUGGAGCCUUGGGGUUUCCAUAGUUACAUUUUUCAAAACAUUGCUUUUUUAUUUGUACAGAGAUAACAUUUUCCAGAAAUAAAAAUUUCAUUAAUCAUAAAACUAACACUUAAGACUGAGAAGUGAUUUAACAAUACGGUUAUGUCUUUCAUACGAGUGUAAAAUUCAGCAGUUCCUAUUACAUAUUUAUGUAUUAAUUUGUGUUAAUACCUUUUGAACGAAAGUAAGCUGGGAUUUAAGGAAUGUCCUUCUACCAGUAUUUAUUUUAUAGAACAUGAAUAUUAACUUUGUAAUUCCUUACUGAUUGUGUACAGACAGUGUUCAGAACUUCUAUAUCAUUACAGUAUUUAGCUGUACACGUGACAUUAUUUUGACUUUUGAACUCUGUUGUUUAAUGGUUAGUGUUGAUGUACCAUCGGCUGCGCUAGGAGUGUUUCGCAGCACUUUGUUUUAUUAUCCCAAUUUUCUGUGAUAAAAAAUUGCUGCAGUUUAA